Messenger RNA from Pocillopora verrucosa, 3089 nucleotides. RefSeq lists its product as uncharacterized. The record is from RefSeq and is a predicted model, not a curated record. NCBI's taxonomy places the organism in Eukaryota, Metazoa, Cnidaria, Anthozoa, Scleractinia, Pocilloporidae.
AACGUUGUGGCUUUGUAUAGCAACAAACGUGUCUUGUAAACAUAAACAAACGAUACUUUUAAUCCAUAAGUCGGUUCACUGAAGACUCGAGUACAAGAUCGCGAGCACAUGUAAAAUCUGGCAUCCUAUUGGAUAACAACUAUCACGUGACGUUACACUCCCGACGAUAUAGCGUCACACGGAAGAACGUAUGAAGGUUUAUGGUGUGUGCACAAUCUACAUGCUACUAAAGAGCUGCACACGGAGAGCUUAAAUCGAGGGAAACGUGUUCUAUUCAUCGUUUAUGACAGUUCAAAUCAAAAGGUUAUGGCCACCCCUCGUCCAAGGAAGAUAUUUCUCUGGUUAUUUCCUUUGUUCUUAUUGGCUACAAUCCUGUCUGUGUACAUCUUCAGUGACCAUUUAACAGGAUCUAAACAUUCUGUUUCAUGCAAUGCUUACAACUUUGAGUUCCGGAAAAGCCUUGCAGAGGAUCUGAGAGAAAUCCAACAAAAAGUAAGGAAGUCAUUCCUGCAUAAAGAAGCACCCUCGCCAAAACUACUUUUACAGUUGGAAGAAAUUGUGAAACGGCUUGAUCCUGAAGUAGAUCUGGCAAGUGUGUUCACUCAGAAGGGUACUGAUACUGACAGCUUGGAUGUAUGUCCAGAGGUAUAUAAUGGGACAAAGUUUGGUUACCCCUUCUAUGAAAAGGGUUGGGUAUCAAUCAGCUGUACCAAUGUAAAACCUCUUCGCUCUGUUGUUAGUGUCCUGGUCAACACUAUUGCAUAUCCCAAGCAAGAUGAGAACUAUAUUGAAACCGUUAUAAAAGGCAUAACAGAGACUUACCCAACAGUUCAGGUUUAUUUGGCAACAGGAAGUGUCAAUGUAAUGAAAGCUGCCCAAAAUUAUAAAAAUGUUGAUGUUGUUCUGAUUGAUAAAGCUCAAGUAGCUAAGGGAUGGAACAUUCUGGUUGGGAAAGCCUCUACUCCUUAUGUGCUGGUUGCACGUGAUGUGUUUCACUUCACAUGGCUAACACAACUUGAGAGGCAGAUUCGUGUUACCAGUCAGACACCAUAUGUUGAAGUUGCUGGUGGAUCAUACCGUAACUUCUCUGGUCACUGGAAAGCAGGAUGUGUCCAAACUACAAUGAAGAACUAUGUGUUAAAGUACCAAGAGGGAUACUUGCACUCAAAGAAUGGGUGUAUGUUAUGUGACUAUCUUCAGGGACCUUUUGUAACCAAAACAAGUCUGUUCAAGCUUGAUGAGAAGCUUCCAAUUCAAGUUGUGUUUGAAGACUGGUUUUCAAGUAUUAUUAAAAAAGGUAGCUUAGUCAUGUCAUGUCCAGAUGCUAUGUAUUUUACAACAGACUACUGGUCAUAUUCUAAAAUAAUUGAUAGAAAUGUGUGGACACCAUUGGCUAAAAAGUGGGAACUCAAUCAAGUUUUAUUGCCGGGAGGGGUAAAGCAUUCCUUCUCUUGUGAGGAUAUAGGUGUUACAUGCAAAGCCAAAAGCGAACUUCUCCCUUUGUGUUGCCUUCAAGAGUAUGCUUAUGCUUUAGCAUUUUUUCAGAAAUUUGCUGAAGCUCACAAUUUCACUUUUGAACUUGAUACUGGUUCUGCACUGGGUGGUGUUAAGUUUGAGGGUGUGCUUCCUUAUGACCUGGAUGGAGAUUUUAUUAUCUCGACAUCUGGUUUUGACAUCCUUGGGAAAACUGAAACAGUUGAUUAUUUCCAGAAAAAUGGAUACACUUUGGCAGAUUAUGAACCCAAAGGAGGGUACGCUAGACUUUUUUUCAAGAAGUUUUAUUUUGAGAUAUGGAGAUGGGGGGAUAUGUCAAACAAAAGAUAUCUCCCACCAGAGCUACAGAAACAAGAAACUUUCACAAAAGCCAACAUUGGUGGUUAUUGGAUAGAUACAGCAUUUAGUCCUGGUUUGUUCUCUAGGAAUCGAUAUGGAAGAGAAAUCCUCAAACACUCUCAAUCUUGGAUCAAGCUGGGCUUAUCACACAGCUUUAUUGAAUACAAUCCUGGAGGCUUUGAGCUUUGUAAAAAGCCAGAGCAUCAUGCAUGCAUACACAAUUUCCCUGCUGACGGCAACAUUCCAUUUAUGGUAAAUUAGACAUGUGUAAUGGUGCACAAAACUCAUGAACAGUAAGACUGUAAGAUGUCAUGUAUUAUUGCCAUUUUAAUGUGUCAAGAAAAAAUCUGAAUGGUUGACUGAGGAGUAGUGGUUGAGCUUAGUUGUGUUAAGUAUGUCACAACUUUCCCCUCUAAUAGGAUAAGACUUUAAUUAAAAACAAAUGCUAACAGAAAAAAACAACAACAACAACAGCGCAAAUCAGUAAGGUCACGAGGAAUGUCAGCGUAGAAUCUAUUGGAUCUAGCUAUCUAACGACUGGGAACUUAUUCUCACGAAAGGGAGGAAAGUUAAAGAAUAAAAACGAAUGAAUAGGUGACAAGACAAUCAUGAUUUUCUUCUUAACAAAUUAAUAAAUCAUUCAAACCGUGAACAUUUCCUUAGUUACUCUUCGCGUUCUUGAGAGCUGCCGGGCUUUUCGAGGCCAGAUUAUUGACCCGAAUAACUGCACAGAAAACCUUUAAGAUGCCAUGGCAAUUACACCGGUAAACGUGUAGCAACACUAUAACCCAUGGUUCAAGAGUUCAAUUUACUAUUAAGUAGAGAACAGCACAUUGUUCAGUAACAAUGGAGAGCGCACAUAUCAUGUGCAACAAAGUGGUCAAACGUCGGGCAUGAUGCGCUAGGGGAUAUUAAUUUGGCUGCCCGUGUGUCAAUUUCGCGCAAAAUUUUAAGGAAGCUCCAUAGGGUUUUUUGACCGUUCGAGGUCUGGGUGUGAACAUAGCGCAAGCUUCAAGUGUCAGUUUGAAAAACAAACAUAGCCGCUCAGUACGAAAACACAAAAUUGCAAAUAGCGAGGAAACUGCCUUUGUAACCCCUAUUUUCCUCGGCAACAUUGUGAAAAUUUUGAGAUAGUUCCCGGAAGCAAAUUGAAAAAUAUUUAAGGCAAAGCCAAAUUAUCACUGGCGUGCGCCUCUUUCGUGGAGCCUAAGCUUAAUAGCGAAAAUAAAUGGUCUGAACCUUGCUCAUCGCCCCUU